CACACGCACGCACGUCAGUCGAAGGUUCGUUGCUCGGUCGGCCGUUCGUCGUCUCUCUCUGUCCGCGUAAUCUUAUCUGGUUCAGGUGUCGUGUAUGAUAUUAUUAUUAUAUUUAUUUACUUAUUCAUUUAUUAAAAAUUUUUUAUCACACACACCCACGUGCGUCGGUAACACAUUCUAUGUGUGGUAUAAUAAUCAUAUUAAAAAUAUGAUGUACAUCGUAAUCGGGUCUAUUUGGGUUCUGUCGUUAUCACCUCACGCCCGAGUGAAAACCCCGAUUCGGUAAGUUCGUGGUGCGAGCGAAACGAGCUAUUCUUGAAAACGUAUAUUUUUGCGGAAGACGUGUGUCGGUGGUCUCCGCUUGUGAUUUAGUGUUUUUUUAAUGAAUUGUAAAACGCAAAAAUUUUCUUUUAAUUGCUUUUUUUAAACCAUUUUUCAACUUACUUUUUGUAAUUAUCUAUAGUCAGUGAAUUAUAUUGCUCUUACGUUUAAUUUUGUGAAAUCAUAUCGUUCUUUGUGAGUAGUGCGUAUUUUUACUCUGUGUCAGUUUUACUUCAACGGCAUUUCAAUAUUAUACACUGUCGUAUUACUGUCGUCUUAUACUAUAUAAUAUUAAAACAUAGUGUUACCAUUCUCAAAAAUACAGUCAGUGGCGUAUGUACAGUGAUGUAGUGCGUAAGAUUUGCGUGUUUGUCGUUACGAUGUAAUUGCGUCUGAUACGAUGUUAGAACACGUUCUUUCUAUCACAGGACUAGAUUCCUGAACGUCGAAAAAGACGCUGAGAAACCUAAGUCUGAACCGAGACGACAAGAUUUCGAAAAUCGACGAUGGUAGAGCGAAUCGAAAACGAAACGGAUUGUAAUAUGCCACAAGGCUCCUGUUGGUCUACGGUGUAUUCUGGCUUUUAUUUAUUUCUCGCCAGGCAUUCAGGUCGGAGACGCACAGCGGAAUCCGAAGAGGCAGUGAGGCGGCAAGGCGGCGGCAGCGGCGGGUCGUCACAAAGCCUGCACCGCGCCGCCACGUUCACCAUGUUCAAUUUCCUCCUGCUAGUCUCUGUAUGCCUUUCGUCAACCACACACGCGUGUUCGAGUAGGUCGACGCCGAAGCCACGACCGUUGCAGCCAACGGAACGGCCGAAUAUCACCUUCCACACUACCCCCUGUCCAAACGUGUACGCCAAAUGGUAUUGUCUCAAUGACGCCACGUGUUUCGCCAUCGAAAUCGGUGAAUCGGUGCUGUACAACUGCGAAUGUACCGACGGUUUCAUGGGACAGAGAUGUGAGUUCAAAAAUUUGGACGGCUCGUAUACGACUGCCCGGCGACAAGUGAUGCUCGAAUCGGCCAGCAUAGCAUCGGGAGUCAGCGUGGCGGUACUAUUGGUGUUCAUAAUCUGCACCACGUUUUACGUCAGGUCCAAGAGACAGCGGAAACUCAAGUUGAACGCAGCCGACGUCUCAAUGGUAGACGGCAACUGGACGGAUGCGGAAAAGCGGCCGUUUUCGUAUCGUCCGAAGCACACGAUCAUCACAAUUCCUCUAAAGACAGUUAUCACAGAACAGUCGACGCGAUCCUCCGGCGAUAGCCGCCGCUCGGACGAGAGUUCGCGACAAGAACCUUUGAUCGUAUGAGACGACUGCUAAUUCCAAAGUUAUUAUAUUCAGCACGAUCCGUGCGGACGACAGAUGACGAUUUUUUUUCACAUGGAGAUCAAUAUUUUGUGUCAGCGUGACGCCGCGGAUAUACCACCACUACAUAUGGCACAACAGUCAGUCAGCAGCUAGACACACAAAUUACAACGCAAACACACAAUAUCAAUGUCACGCCCCGACGACGUCAAAGAGCCACGUUAAGGGUUUUAAACACGACGCGCGCAAAAUUUGGAGUUAAGAAAUACAAAAUCGAAUGUAAUAAAAUUUAAAAAAAAUUGUUUUUAAACGGAUUUUUGCAACUUUAGUGUAUCGUGUACGAUGAUAUGUCGUGAUCGUCGCCGUGGUAUAUAAUCGAUGACACUAAUUGACAUAAUUCAACUAGUUUUGUUGUACAUUUUUGAUUAUAUUAAUUUUUACCAUCGUCGUCAUCGAUCCCUCUGGCGUGAUGUCACUAUCGCGUUUUUUUCAUUUACCCGUUGUUUUGUUCCAAAUAUUAUUAACGCAAAUACGUGCCGCUAUAAUAGGAAACGCACUCGAAAUUGAUCAUGUUAUAGUGUUUUAUAUUGUAUAAAAUCGUAAUUUUCGUGACAUUUUUAACCUCAAACGUAUAUAUUAAUAUAUAAAAAAAAUCGUCUGAGCCAAUAUAUAUAUAUAUAUAUAAUUUAUAGGUACAUAUAUGCAUAUAUUAUAUAUAAUAUAUAUAAUAUAGGUAGUGAUUUGUGUUUUGAUUUCGAUAUCAACGAAAAACAAAACAAGUCCGCGUGACAAGACUUUAACUAGUUGUCUCCAUAAUGGCCCACAAUCUCCACAUAUGUCUGUAAAUGUAUGUAUAUGUGUAUAUAUAUAUACAUAUAUAAAUAAAUGUAUAUGUAUACAUAUUUAUAUAUAUAUAUAUAAUUCUGCGAACCUAUCUCUAUGUGUAUCUCCAUCAUAAUAUAUAUAUAUAGAUAUUAUUUUUUUUUUUUAUAAUUUUUAGAAUCAUUGUUUUAAACUGUUUUGUUUUUUUCCUCCUCCCAUCUUAUUAUUAUUAAUAGUGGGUUACCAUUUUUUCCCCAAUGCUUAAUAAUGCAUAAAAAAAAAUUAUAACUAAAAAACCAAUUGUAUUUUGAAAACGAGGAAUUGUGAAUAUUUU
Molecule: messenger RNA, 2781 nt
Organism: Rhopalosiphum maidis (corn leaf aphid)
Lineage: Eukaryota; Metazoa; Arthropoda; Insecta; Hemiptera; Aphididae
Product: pro-neuregulin-3, membrane-bound isoform-like
Exons: 7
Coding region: 828-1628 (266 amino acids)
Biological process (GO): epidermal growth factor receptor signaling pathway
Molecular function (GO): epidermal growth factor receptor binding; receptor ligand activity
Source: RefSeq, a predicted model, not a curated record